Messenger RNA from Limanda limanda (common dab), 4828 nucleotides. RefSeq names its product core 1 synthase, glycoprotein-N-acetylgalactosamine 3-beta-galactosyltransferase 1, like b (gene c1galt1lb). NCBI's taxonomy places the organism in Eukaryota, Metazoa, Chordata, Actinopteri, Pleuronectiformes, Pleuronectidae. The transcript has 4 exons. The record is from RefSeq and is a predicted model, not a curated record. Bases 601 to 1791 code for a protein of 396 amino acids. Gene Ontology annotation, molecular function: N-acetylgalactosaminide beta-1,3-galactosyltransferase activity. Gene Ontology annotation, cellular component: membrane.
GGAAGCAGCGGUGCCCCCGGUCCUGCGCUCCGGCAGGAGAAGUUGUGUGUGUAGCGGUGGAGUCUCUUCCUGUUGUCGUGUCAGGUUUCACGUUGUUCUCCUCAAACUAGAUGACUUGUUGAUGGUCAACUUCAACGUCGUCCGUUCCAGCCGGUCGGGAAACUUCGUGACGCUUCCGGUAGCUCCGUUGUCACGUCAGGAAACCCCCCCCGCUAACUUAGCACUGAAGUUACCGUUAGCAGCGUCGGUGAGAUAAUGGACUCCCAUGUUAGCUAACGCCCGCUGCCCAACACUGUUCCACGGGGCCACUAAUGCCCGACGGGAUGAUUUAGUUUCCUCCCCCUCCUGGUUGUUGUUUAGCGGCUGCUGGGGCUAAAGCUCGCCCGCUGUUUACCACGGUGAGUGUUAGCAACAGGCUAGCUGAGCUAAGUUCCCGUUUAGAUGAAAAGGAAACCGCUGCGUCCAGAAGGAACGGACUCUUCCUGUGAUAGUUGACGUUUCUCUGAAUGAUGGAGUAGCGGGUCGCGGAGCUGCUAUGGUGUAUGCGCUGCCAUUGCACCUGCCGAGUUGAUCAGCUGACAGCGAGACACCCGAUCCAGCAUGCCGGGCGUCGGGUCCAGACUCUUCUUCUCCGCGGGGUUCGUGGUCGGGACCCUCACUCUGUACGUGUUCCUGCGGCAGGUGUCGUUCCAGUCUUCCGCUCCGCAGGCCGUCAACUCGGUCCGGGACUAUCAGCUCGGGCUGGCUGAGGAGCGCAAGAUCUGGAAGAAGGAGGGGUCUGCUCUGCUCAACCUACAGCACCCCCAUCAGAAAGGUGAGGAUGGCCGUAUUGCUGAUGAGCUGUACAAAAAGGUGCGCAUUCUUUGCUGGGUGAUGACUGCACCAAAGAACUUGGAGAAAAAGACUCGACAUGUGAAGACCACGUGGGGUCGUCACUGCAAUGUGGUGGUCUUCAUGAGCUCCGUGGAUGACCCCGACUUCCCCACUGUGGGAUUGGGUACAGCGGAAGGUCGGGAUCAGCUGUACUGGAAAACAAUCCGGGCCUUCCAUUACGUCUAUGAGCAUCACAGCCACGAGGCAGAUUGGUUCCUCAAGGCAGAUGAUGACACAUACGUUAUUGUGGACAACUUGCGUUGGGUUCUUGCGAACCACACGGCAGACGAGCCAAUUUACUUUGGACGACGGUUCAGGCCCUACGCCAAGCAGGGCUACAUGAGUGGCGGAGCAGGUUAUGUGCUGAGCAAAGAGGCUCUACGGAGAUUCAUAGAAGGUUUUAAAACCAAACAGUGCACUCACACUACCUCUGUAGAGGACCUGGCAAUGGGACAGUGCUUGGAGAAAGUCGGGGUGCUGGCAGGAGACUCCAGAGACAAUGAGCACAGGGAGACAUUUCACCCCUUUGUUCCAGAGUCGCACCUCAUCGGCAAAUUCCCCAAGAGUUUCUGGUAUUGGAGCUACUGCUACUACCCAAUCAUAGAGGGUCCAUUCUGCUGCUCAGACUUGUCUGUGUCUUUCCACUAUGUUGAUGGAUCAGCUAUGUAUUUAUUGGAGUACUACACCUAUCACCUGCGUGCCUUCGGCUAUAUACAUCGUUACCAGCCCCCCGCCCCAAAGCGCUACAGUAUCGAGCAUUCAGGUUCGGCUGGAGAAGAACAAAAAGAGCUGGCUCCUCAGGUGAAAGGCAAAGGAGAAGGCGUUGAUCCGCCCAAGAUGGACAUGAAACAGGACGCAGAUCAACAUCCUGCAGCUGGUGACGAUCCUCCCAUUGCACCAGAGAUGAAACAAAAGUAGGACUCUAUGGUUGUGUGAAGGGAACAUUGUCAUUAAGAAGAUGCAGAAUUGUGUGUUUUUAAUCUUUGCUUAUUCAUUCAUUAUGAAAAUUUUGGCUCAUAUUUCUACAAAAGUAGAACGGUCCACUUUGAUCCGAAGUGUCUUGAGCUGAAGGACUGCUACUAACUUCAACUUGCGACUGCAUUUUAGGCUCAAAGUGGCCCUUAUUUUUCCAGAUUUGUAAGGUGGUUUUUACAAUUUUAAAGUUGAGCAAUUUUCUGUAGGCUAUAAUCAUUUAAAACCAACCAAUAAUUAUUUCCCAGAGCUACGUUUUGUCGACCACCAAAACCUGAUCUACCACUCUUGACUCAAGGCGCAAUGAAGUUGUUGACUUAAUUUCACACAUAGUGAACUAUGUGCCUGCUAAUGACAAUAAAUGAUGUGUCUUGAACUUAAUCAAGUGACCAAGAGGUGAGGUUUGCUGCUACUCCAUACAUUUUCUGAUUAUUGAACAAGAUUAAAAAAAGAUGUUAGAUUAAUAUCUGUGCACUCAUUAAUUUUCUAUCACACUUCAGUGUAAUUGUAUUGUUACGUCCUUGUUCCAUAUAUAGGAAUAAAUCAAUUUUAUUCGUUUAAAUGUUGUGGUGCUAUUAUGAAAGUCCCAUUUAAUUUAUAUUAAGCUUUUUCGAAAAAUUAACUUAACAAAGAAAGCAACUAAUGGUCCUUUUCUUUACCAUUAAAUACAAAUUAUAUUCUUGAUAACUUAGUUUUGUUUGAAAAUGUAAAAGGUUGAAAAUAGUAAAAAUAUCUUUGCAUUGAAAAAGUCCUAAAUUAUUAACUAACUAUCACUGUAAAAAAGAAGCUAGGUGAUAUUACAUGUGUUUGUUUGGAAAACAAACAACAAUUAUAUGGUUAUCAAAACUAUUUGCACAUUGAGCCACUAGUCAAUUAAUAAUCUUUUUAUUUAUUUUUAUUGACAUUUGGGUGAGUAAAGUUUUCUAUUAGAUCAUGUGAAAGUGUAGUAAGAGUAUUUUUUUCUCAUCACAUUUAUUAAGCUGAAUGGUCGGAGCACAGUCAGCUAUGAUUCUGCAGCGCUGUCAGUUAAAUAUAAUGAAAUAUCACACUUAUCCUCAAAAUAAUCCAGGAAAAAAAAAACAAUACAAAAACAUGGGCUAAAUUUCCUUAGCAAGGUUUUUGGAUUCCUCUCUAUCUCUUCAUGGCUAACAUAGAGAGGCAUUCAUGUGACCACAAUGCUUUAAAUGAUAAGUCCUGAUGACUGGAUUUGAACAAUGGAGCCAAAGAUUUCCCUCUGGGAUGAGACCAGACUGAGGACGCACGGACACGCUGUUAUCUGUAAACACCUUGAAGUUAAUGCAGUGAAUGUUGGUACUUCCAUAUUGUGUAUAACUGGUGUUUUAUAUGUUCAGUCAUCACAACCUUUUAUUUGAUCUGGGAUCCAACGAUGGUUGUUAGACGCACCUUCAGCUUGAGAACAGGAAGUCAGUGGGCUGUAGUCAACCAAAGAAAAUCUUCCUGGAGUUGUUACUUCUCUUCAACCAAUCCAUUAGCCUUGAGUAGAAAAAAACCGGUAUGUUAUCUCUAGAUUGAUUAAAUUGGCCACAGUGCACCCAACCGGCAAUAAUCCGACUAAUUUGAUUUUUGUUGGAUGAUGUUGCAUGUUUAAAAGUUGAGUGUCAACCAGUCAGUCAACCACCUUCCUUUCCUUCUUACCCAUCCAUGGCACAUGGUUUUCUAUUUGUUUUUUUCUGAAACUGUCUCUGGAUCAACACUUCACACUUCCCUGUAUCUUCUCCUGGUGGACUCAUUAGCUUGUGCCUUGUACAGUAUAUUGAGAUUGUUUGAGUCAACAGCUGAACACAUGACUUUGCACUGUGACAUGAUCAUAAUGAGAGUGACAACUUUCAGAUGGAGCCUAUUGAAUCCUUCCAAUGUAUAGAGCAUGGCCUUUGCCAGUGGAUUACUUGUUGUUCAAGCAAGAUUGAUUUAUUUUAUACAAAUGUACUUUCAGUAAUGUGUAUUUUCUAAAUGCUGGGCGCGUUGGGACAGAGCCUUUUCUUUUUCUACUCAGUAUAUUGGAUUUAUUAAAAAAUAAUUCUUCCCAGUUUCUUUACUACUUUGUAGCCAAACAAAGAUUAAUGUUAUGGCGGGAUAUUCAUUAAUUACCAAAUACAGAAGAAUAUAAAAUGAAAAUAAAAAAUGGCCUCAGGAAUCAGGCAGGAUUUAGUUUUAUGUAAAAUUGCAUUUGAGUGUUUUGGGGGCUUUUUGGUGCGUUUUCUUUUUAACCACUAAAACCUUUUAAUUUCCUUUUGAGUUUACACAUGUAUGAGGCAACUAAAGCCUAUCUAAUUUCCAAAAGCCUAGUUUCUCUGUGUUCUUAAUCCUUCAGUACAUGAGCACAGAGCAAGUAGGAAAAGUCCAGUUUAAACAAGUUUAAACAAAUCAACAUGUUUUAUAAAAAUUAUUAUCUGUUUGAUAUGGGUUUUUGGUGUCCGAUACCAGUAGUAUAAAUAUUCCUAAAUGUCAUUAAUCACUUAUAAUAUUUUCAGGUUAACCAUAAACUUUAUUUUAAUAACUAGAAAUGAGUUUGAAAAUAUUUUUUUACAUUAAAUGCAUCAUAAACACAUUUUUAAAUGCUAAUACAGAAAGGUCCACAAAUGGCUCAUAUGCGCAAUAUUUCCAACCCAAAGAUAUAUCGGUCGGGUUCCAAAAAUAUGUUCACCCUUGUUUCCAAGUGAAAUAAAAGAUUUUGGACUGAUUUUGACAGUUGCCAAUUUUUUUUGCAUCACCUUCACUUGCCCAAGCAACUCGUUGAUAACUGCCCCAUCUUAUUUUGGGCUGUCUUCUGCAACAAUUUUAUCAAAGGGAAAGUUGUACAGUAGAGUAUUUAUAUUUUAAAUGUCUAUGUUUAUAUUGACGUCUGAACAGAGUCAGUGUUUGUUGCUUGUCUUUACUUUGUGAGUGUUUGAACACAUGUGGGCAGGGUGGUUUUCUGUGAAUGGUUCUUAAAUCACUAUAAAUAAAUGCAUAUUUUAUUGUA